Fusarium pseudograminearum CS3096 is the source of this 354-nucleotide messenger RNA. RefSeq lists its product as uncharacterized. Bases 1 to 354 code for a protein of 117 amino acids. Gene Ontology annotation, cellular component: mitochondrial matrix. NCBI's taxonomy places the organism in Eukaryota, Fungi, Ascomycota, Sordariomycetes, Hypocreales, Nectriaceae. Gene Ontology annotation, biological process: mitochondrial respiratory chain complex IV assembly. The record is from RefSeq and is a predicted model, not a curated record. The transcript has a single exon.
AUGCCACCACUUCUUCACCCGAAGUCGCGAAUGACGUCGUCGCUCUUCGCAACGACCGUCGCCGCUUGCUUUAUUGUCGUCACAAUCCCGCAUAUGCUUCCUUGUCCUGUGCCUCGAGCCCGAUUCGCCGAUGGAGAUAUCAUGGUUGACGAACAUGGCCGACGAUUGAGGUGGAAGAGAAAGGACACCAAUCCCAAGGUCGAAGAUGGAAUCGUCCAAUUCAACGAUAUGCCAACCGAGGAGGCCGAAAACGCACAGGACAGGGCCAAGAGGGAAUGUCCUUUACCGAAGCCGGGAGGUGUGCUAGGCGAAUGGCUGGGCUUUCAUAAGAACGAUAAUGAGGCGGGACGAUGA